This is a messenger RNA of Asparagus officinalis (garden asparagus), 947 nucleotides long. RefSeq names its product peptidyl-tRNA hydrolase, mitochondrial-like. Gene Ontology annotation, molecular function: peptidyl-tRNA hydrolase activity. Lineage: Eukaryota; Viridiplantae; Streptophyta; Magnoliopsida; Asparagales; Asparagaceae. The record is from RefSeq and is a predicted model, not a curated record.
AUGCUAUCGGGCCUCCUCACUUGCGCGCCGCCUUCCUUCUUGCCCGCGGCCAGCGCGGCGGAGCGGGCGGAAGGGCGAGGGUUCCGCCCGCAGGUCCCUAGGCUCUUCGUCGGCCUCGAAUCACGCGGCAAGAUUUACCAAGGGACUCGCCACAAUGUUGGUUUUGAACUGAUAGAUGCUAUAGCUGAAGCUGAAGGAAUAUCUGUGAACAGCAUGCGUUCGAAAGCAUUGUUUGGGAAAGGUUACAUUGGAGAUGUCCCUGUCAUGCUAGCCAAACCACAAACGUUCAUGAAUGUUAGUGGUGAGUCGGUUGGUUCGUUUGUUUCAUAUUUCAAAAUACCACUGAAUCAAGUACUUCUGAUGUAUGAUGACAUGGAUUUACCAUUUGCAAAAUUGCGGUUGUUACCAAAAGGUGGACAUGGUGGCCAUAAUGGGAUGCGCAGUGUGAUUAAUCACUUGAAGGGAAGCCAUGAAUUUCCCCGUCUGAAAAUAGGCAUCGGUCGACCACCAGGCAAAAUGGAUCCUGCUAAUUAUGUUCUCCGACCUUUCAACAAGAAAGAGCGAGAAGAGCUUGAUUUCACCUUUCAAAGGGGCCUGGAAGCGCUCAGGAUUCUGGUGCUCGAGGGAUUUGAUAAGAGCGCAACUUUUGCUAAUAGCACGAGACGAUCAGAACUCUUGAAUUGAUGGAGGUUUCGGCAAUUAUCCACAUGAUUCACACAGAUUCAUUUGUUCACACAGAUUCAUUUGUGCACGCCUUUUUCACGUAGUACUGAAGAUAAACAGAUAUCGAAGUUCACCUGUUACUUGACGGAGAAAUGUUUGUUCCUUUGUAUCAUUUAUUUUUUUUAUUGGUAGGAUAUAUAGAAUUAUUGGUGGAAGAAAUGAUUGUGUUCGCGGAAGAGCUGAACAGGCUGAACCCAUUAUAUACAAGUAUUGGAUUAUUAGAA